Penicillium diatomitis is the source of this 1044-nucleotide messenger RNA. RefSeq lists its product as uncharacterized. Lineage: Eukaryota; Fungi; Ascomycota; Eurotiomycetes; Eurotiales; Aspergillaceae. The record is from RefSeq and is a predicted model, not a curated record. The coding region runs from base 1 to 1044 and encodes 347 amino acids. The transcript is spliced from 2 exons.
AUGGUCUAUUAUAUUCGGUUUCUCAAAACACCACGGUUCCAGAAGCAAAAACAGUCUGCGUAUAUUUCAGCACUGAUAUGCAUCUCGACGGAUCUUGGGGAUGAUUUCCUCGCCGAAGAGGUGGACUUGACCGCCAGCUGGGUUCAACACUCCUCACACAAAGUGCGAGCCCAGACAACUUUCCGAUGGCAAGCUGGGUCUCGCCAAUCAGCCGUCUCGCUGGGGCCUUUCUCGUUGAGCGCGGUGACCGCGCAAACGGCCGUGUUGAAAAUCCAGCUCGCAGACGUGGAGAGAGAUACUUUAGAAGAAGGGUCCAUUCCCUUGGUGAUAUCCGCAAAUAGUGCACCUUUCGGUCCUCAGUGGGAGCCUGCCGAGCCUUUGAUUCGACGAGACUUGUGUAUUCCGGGACAUCUACGACCUCUGUCUAUCUGGGAAGAAACGGGGAAUAGUAUCGCUCGGCACAUCUGGGACGCAGCUCUUGCAGCUGUCGUGUUUCUGGACCGAGUGGUGAGCGGCAGCGAGACAACGAUGUCUGGUCUGACGAAGCUACUGGCCCCCGGCACGGCCUCGCUCCGAGUCGUUGAGCUCGGCGCUGGGUGCGGCAUAGUGGGAAUUGCAGUGGCCACCAUGCACAAGAAUUGUGAAGUGAUUCUCACCGAUCUGCCGGAGGUCUCUGAUAUUGUCAGUCGUAAUAUCAAAGAGGCCUCGUCCCAGCACACAUCGACAUCGGUCACAUUUCAGACCCUUGACUGGGAUGAACCCACGCCUGCACUCGUCGGCGAGACGACUGAUCUGAUUCUUGUAUCCGACUGUACUUAUAACGCCGACAGUCUGCCCGCUUUGGUGUCAGUGCUUGGUCGCUUUGUGCAAGAAUCACCGGAACUGUUAAUCCUCGUAGCCCUGAAGCGACGGCACGAGAGCGAGGCUGUCUUUUUCGAUCUCAUGCGGACUGCAGGAUUUCACUCAUCGCACGUAGCGGUCAACCUGCCAGCACAGUGGGAUCAAAUGGAUCAGAUUGAGAUGUACUGCUAUCAAAAAGCGUAG